Molecule: messenger RNA, 726 nt
Organism: Neoarthrinium moseri
Lineage: Eukaryota; Fungi; Ascomycota; Sordariomycetes; Amphisphaeriales; Apiosporaceae
Exons: 1
Coding region: 1-726 (241 amino acids)
Source: RefSeq, a predicted model, not a curated record
AUGGCCGACUCGGACGAGUCCAAAGCCCGUGUAUACAAGAGCGUCUACUCGCGGUCGUUCCUGGCGGGCGUGUACGACCACUAUGUGCUGGGCUUCAACAUGCGAUACAUGUGGGGCUGCGCAACCGACUCGGUACUGGUGCCCUUCUUUAGCGACAACUUCUCGCAACGUCACAUGGACAUUGGCGUCGCCACGGGAUACUUCCCUGCGACCAUUCUCAAGCGCCCUAUCCGCAACCAGGAAAAGCACGAGGUCACGCUUCUGGACUUCAAUGAGACGUCGCUCAACGCGGCCAAGGCCCGGGUGCUGUCCGUGGCGCCAAACACGUCGGUCGACUGCGUGCAAGCAGACGUGACGGCGCCGCUGCCCGUGUCGCUGGAGCAGAGCCGCGGGACGUAUGAGAGCAUCACCAUGUUCAACCUCUUCCACUGCGUGCCCGGGGGGUUGAGGAAGCUGGAUGCGAUCCCGACGUAUGCGCGGCUGUUGACGGAGGACGGCAGCCUGACGGGAUGCACCAUUUUGGGGCGCAAGCACACGACCGGGUGGUUCAGCCACCUGUACCUCAAGUUCUACAACUGGGUGGACUUCUUCAACAACUGGGACGACGAGCGGGAGGUGUUUGAGCGGGUGCUCCACCAGGAGUUCGCGUGCGUGGAGACGGAGGUCGUCGGCAUGAUGCUGCUGUUCAAGGCCUCCAAGCCGCGAGGAUCCGAGGGUACGGUUUAG